AAGCACCACGGCCAAAGAAAAGCUCACUCAAAUGCAGCAACAGCUGGGAACACCAAUCCAUAAAUUAAUAAAUGAGGUGCCAACACGAUGGAACAGCACCUACCACAUGCUGGAAAGAAUGACUGAGCAGAAGGAGGCAGUCUGGGUGUCACUGGCCACAUUAAAAAAUGAAAUUACUCCACUGACUCCUGAAGAAUUUGAAGUCAUUGAAGAGAUGCUCAGGGUGCUCUCUCCUUUUGACCAAGCCACAAGAGAACUCUCUGAGGAAAAAAGAGUCUCGGGGUCAAAGGUUAUUCCACUGAUGAGAAUGAUCCACAUUGAGCUUCAACGUCAAGCCUCAGCAUUAACAAAACCAGCUGCUCAAGAACUGGGUGCAAAUCUGAGAAGGCGGCUAACUGAGUCCAUCUGCAACAUGGAAUCACUCAGUGUGAUGACACUGGCAACACUGUUGGAUCCCAGGUUUAAAACAGUUGGCUUCUUUAGUCCACAAAGAGCAACGGAAGCUGUUAAGAGGCUGAAGUCGGAGUGUGCUGCUGAAAUGAGGAGCCAUGAGCCUGACCCAGCAGAAGAACCGAGCUCUUCACAUGGAUCAGAACCCAGUUCAGGACACAAUCUCUGGAAACCUCUGGAUAUGGAAGUUGAGGAGAGCCGGAUGACAUCGAAUACAACAGCAGAUUCCAUAGUUGAAGUCCAACGCUACUUGGCAGAAAGCAACACACCCAGAACACAAGACCCGUUGCAGUAUUGGAAAAAUAACCAGAAAACAUAUCCACACCUUUAUCAACUGGCGCUUAAAUAUUUAUGCACACCGUCUUCAUCUGUUCCCUGUGAACGAGUAUUUUCUAAGGCAGGGGAACUGGUGUCCAAGAGGAGAAAAUGCCUUGGAGCAAAGACACUUCAGAAACUUUUGAUUCUCAAUAAAAAUGUAUGAAUGAAUCCAUUUUUAGUGUGUUAUUUCAUAUGAUUGAACACUUUGGUUAACAAGGAUGAGGUCAUAUUUUAAAGACUAGCAAUUGAAUGAAGAUGAAAUAUUAUUUCACAGGCUAACGUUGGGUUGACAGCAUGCAAGAUUUUCCAUCUUUUCAUUUUCUUUACCUGCAAUGAUUUUAAAUCUACAGCAGAGGUCACUAUUGAGUGACCAACACAGUGUCAAUACAGUGUCAACACAGUUUGUGUAAUGUGUCAAUACACUCCUUAAGGCAUCGUCAACCCAUCCC
Molecule: messenger RNA, 1217 nt
Organism: Melanotaenia boesemani (Boeseman's rainbowfish)
Lineage: Eukaryota; Metazoa; Chordata; Actinopteri; Atheriniformes; Melanotaeniidae
Product: zinc finger BED domain-containing protein 4-like
Exons: 2
Coding region: 32-931 (299 amino acids)
Molecular function (GO): protein dimerization activity
Source: RefSeq, a predicted model, not a curated record